AUGAUGAGCUGUGAGUACUGUGGGGGAAACGUCAUGGGCUUUGCGUUCUCAUGGGGUUGUGCUUUGGGUUGUAAGAAGUGGGAUUAAAGAGGGAUCUUUUGUGAGGUGUUUGAAGAUCGAAUUAAGAUAUUAUGUGGAAUUAGGGUUUCGCUUAUAAUUUUAGAUUCUUUUUGAGCGGCUGAAAGGUUCGUAUUGAGAUCCCAAUAUAUUUGCCCUGUGACUUUUCAGGUCAACGGCAGAAAAAAUAAGCGUCAGAAAUAGGUACAGUGGGGGACCUGAUCCAGUGGCAAAAAACGUACCAUUUUGCCUCCGGGAAGUAUCAAAAAUGUGGCAGAAUGCUUCCCUUCUCCAGGUGAAAAAACUUCGUUUUGAAGGGUGCGCCCUUUUUUCUCUCAAAAAGAGCGGGCGCGCUUUUCAAAUCUGAGUUUUUUCACUUGAAGAGGGAGGUAUUUUGCCACAUUUUUUGAUACUUCCUGGAUGCAAAUUGGUACGGUUUUUGCCACUGGAUCAGGUCCCCCACUGCGAAAUUAGAAAAAGUGGACAUGUUGCAAGAUUUGCCAAGUCUCCGCCGUGCGUCCGCCGAGCAUCCAAUGGUUUUGCCAAGCCUUGUAAGCACUUCCUAAAACCUCUCUUUUUGGGUAUCCACCUGCCUUGUAUCAAUCGAUUUUUUGUUGAUUCGAACUGUCGUCAACCUGAAAAGUCGGAAGGUUAUAUACUUCAUGGUGUAAAGGGCCGUUGCAUUUUCCUUAGCCACAGAAAAGUUGCCUGUAAUCUGAGGGUACGGUUUUGUUCGAACAACUAUUUACGAGUCAAAAAUGCCAAUUCCUUUGGCUCAAACAAACUCUAACGCCCACUGUAACACGCACAGUGGAAGCGCGAUGACCCAUAACAUUGUAAAAACAUUCUAUUUAAAACCUUUGGCCGUCAUUUGGUAUCUCAUCCACCUUCUUAUAUCCUGUGCACCCCCCUUCCGUGUUGUUAUAAAGGGUACCAGGAUUUGUCUCUUUCUUCAAGAUAAAGUCUCUUCCCAAGAUUUUUCUCCCUCAAACCGCUUAAAUUUUGGUGUUUGGAGAAAACCGCCUUGUUGAGGGAAUACAUAAGCCCAUAGCUGUGUAAUAUUGCCCAGCCCGUCAGCUAUUUAUUUGCAUUUUUGCAUCAUCAUUUGCCGCAAUAUGUAAACGUCAUGGUUUCAACCCGCGUUGACGAAUUGACGUCGGAAAUGCCGCUAGAAUUAACUUUGAACUUUUUGCUUUUAUCGCCCAAGGACUUUUUGGCGGUAUUUACAAAAUAAAGCGAGAAGAAAUGUCAAACAAAUCUCUGUGACUAAUAUUCCUUAUCUGUGCGCCGAUCGUGCUCGUAUUCGGGUUGAACUUAAUCGAUCAAAGACGAAUUUUCAAUUCAUUUCUUUUCUUUAGGAUCCACAGAGACCCUUGGCGACCGCAUGCCGGGACCACAGCGCAAGACGGCCAAUGCUGAAACCUUGAACUCCAAACAGUUGCUGUUGAAGUAGGUUUUAUAAUUUUCUUUGGCAGAGGGAGUAGUUGCAGUCCGAUGCUCAGAUUUUUUUAAAAUUUUGAAGACAUGGUGCUACUAGGGCAUUUAUCAAUAGCAACAAAUUUUAGCUUCCCGUUAGCAGGGACAUAAAAAGAGCGGCCAGAAAAAAGCAGCGGUCUGCGCCCACGUCACAACAGCGCGCAAAUUUUCAGGAUUUUUUGCGCCAAAUAUCAGUCUGUCGGGAAAAUAAUGUGGAUUGGUCGCGCCUUAAAACCUCUCCCCUCCCAUUGCCUCUCGACUGCAACUGGAGAUUUGUGGCACCGCUGCAACAAAGCAAUUUCUGCUGCGACAAAUUCACAUUAUUUUCCCGACAGGCUGACAUCUUCCAUUGCAGGGAGUAAGCGCUACAAAAAACACUGUUUCUGUUUGGAAGAGCUGUUAUAAAAGACCCACGUAGAAUUUGAUUCUGAACGUUCUUGAUAUGGGUUUUUCUCCUGCAGCCUUCAGAGACCCAUCUCGAACUCAAUAACCGCGCUUGUAAUAGCUAAAAACUUGAGAACGACAAUUUCAAUCAAAAAGGGAGCAAUAAAAAACGGUUAUCAAAAAGAUGGGAGCAGGUUAUUUGGCAAGAAAUUGAAACCAAGACCUGCAAUUGCGAAUAUUAAGAGAAACAGUUAGUAAUGGGGUAUAUAAUGUCGUUUCUUUUUGUAUAUCAAAGCGCGUCAAAGGUAGUCGGAAACAGUGGUCGUUGGAAUGUCAAAGGUCAGCUCGAUCACGUAUGUUUUCACAAGGGCGCUUUGAUAAAAAAUCUUUUGUUUACAGCGAAAAUUUGAGCCGAUUAUUGUAACCGCAAAAAAUUUUAAAUUUGCCUCAAGCGAGAGGGGCAAAAUUUCAAAACGAAAAAAUGGACUUGAUAUAUUUUUUUCUACAAAAAAAUCACUUGCUAUAUCGCUGAUUACAGUGUUGACACCGGGGUUCAGGACUGGAAUACGAACUACGCAGAGAACGAACAGCAGGACGACGACUUUAACGAUGACUUGGGGUCCGAUUAUCACGAAAGUUGGGCGCAUUUUCUCAAAAGUAAGCAAUUGAGGAUUCGCCGAUUUUUGAAGCAUGAAAAGUUUGAUUUUCACUUUGUUUUAGGACAUGGGAGAAAUGUGCUCCACUUCUUUGUGGAGGACUGGUUCCUCUCAGCCAUGUUGGGCUUCAUCACGGCCAUUUUGUCGAUCAGUGUGGACGUUGGCUACGAGUACAUGAAUCAUUGUGAGUUUGGGUGGCUUUUGUUUGAAAUACUCUGAAUCUGAUUUGAAAUACAGUGGAGGACCUGAUUCAUUGGCAAAACACGUAUCAUUUUGCAUCCGGGAAGAAUGAAAAAUGUGGCAAAAUGCUUCCCUCUCCAAGUGAAAACUCCGAUUUCAAAAUCGCACCCUUCAAAACAAUGCUUUUUCAUUUGGAGAAGGAAGCAUUUUGCCACAUUUCUGAUACUUCCCGGAUACAAAAUGGUGCAUUUUUUGCCACUGGUCCCCCCACUGUACUCCGAAUCUCUGUCUUACUAUACAUUUCUCUAUAUUUCCUCUAUCUUAGACCGAGCGGUAAUCUACGACAAAGCGGUGCAGAUCGACUACGUUCUCGGGUUCACGUCCUGGGUGACCUACCUUGUCUUCUUCUGCACCCUCGGCGCUCUCACCUGCAAAUACAUCUCGGUUCAAGCGAUUGGCUCUGGAAUCCCGGAGGUUAAGGUGAUUAUGAACGGAUUCACUCUUCAUAACUACCUGACAUUCCGAACUUUAAUCGCCAAGAUGUUAAGCUUGACCCUGGUGUUGGGCAGUGGAAUGCCGUUGGGGAAGGAGGGUCCGUUCGUGCACAUGGGCGCGAUUGUGGCUACAUUGCUCUCCAAGAUGACCCGACAGUGGCAAAACAAGGCGUUCUUUUCGAACGAAGGCAGAGAAGUGGAGAUAUUGUCCUCUGGUUGUGCGGUGGUAAGUUUUGCACCUAGUCCAUAAGAUCAAAAAAUCAAAAAAAAAAUCGUCUUUUAUGGCCGUUUUUUCACUAUACAGUGGGGGACCUGUUCCAGUGGCAAAAAAAGUAUCAUUUUGUAUCCGGGAAGUAUCAAAAAUGUGGAAAAAUGCUUCCCUCUCCAAGUAAAAAAAACGUUUUUCGAACUGCGUGCCCUUCUUCCUCACAAAAACAGCGGUCGCGCUUUUGAACUCUGAGUUUUUCACUUGGAGAGGGAGGUAUUUUGCCACAUUUUUUGAUGCUUCCUGGAUGCAAAAUGGUAUGUUUUUUACCACGGAUCAGGUCCGCCACUAUAUCUUAUCUCCUUUUCAGGGUAUUGCCUGCACAUUCAGCGCUCCAGCGGGCGCUGUGUUGUAUGGCAUCGAAUCCACUCACAAAUACUUUGCUGUAAAGAACUAUUGGAGAGCCUUUUUUGCCACAACUUGCAGCGCAUUGAUCUUCAGAUUUGCUAAUGCUGCAAUCAUCCCUCCGGACAUUGGUAAGUCGUCAUCUGUUGUCGGAAAAUAAGAUUUUAUUUCAGCCGGAACGAUCACAGCGUAUUAUCAGACAAGCUUCCCCAAUGAAGUGUUUUUGAUCGAAGAGAUCCCGGUCUUCAUGCUUAUUGGGUAAGAAUUAAGAGUUAUAGCAGAAUGAAAACUUUUUUUAGCGUUCUGUGUGGGCUAGCCGGUGCAAUGUUCCUCAUGCUGCACAAGAAAAUCACAACAAUUAAGAAGAACAGCCCGAUCUUUAAGAAGCUGUUUGGAACGAGGUAAGCAUAGGUUUUUAAAGCUUAAAAGUAAUGCAAAUUUUGGUAUUUGCAUCGUGUCCGGUUUAUCAGUGUGUCGGGAAAAUAUUGAGCACAAUUUUGAUGCGCCAAUCGCAUAAGUAAAAAGAAAUUUCAUUUUGCCGCGACACAUUUACUAUAACGAUGCGAUCUUUAAUGCGACAUAGGGCUCAUUAUUUUUUCCGAAAGACUGUUUAACGUCGCUAAAUUUUUAGUGGCUUCUCUUUCACCGUCUUCAUGGCCUUGGUUGUUGGACUGAUCACAUUCCCCGAUGGAUUCGGCAAAUACAUUGGCGGACGGUACACAUUCCGCGAGACAAUCAGCGACCUUAUCAGCAAUUGCACCAUGAGUUUGUACAACACCACCGCGAUGGGCUGUCAAGAGAGUUUUCUGCGGCGCUGGGCCACUAAUGGCGUAUUUGAAAGCGGCGUGCUUUUGCGGACACUGCUGGGAUACUUCCUUGUUAAUGUAUGUAGAAAACAGCACAUUCCAGAGGCUUUAUAAAGUGCUUGAUCUGAUGUAAACGUGUCAUUUUGCAUCCGGGAAGCAUCAAAAAUUCGGCAAAAUACCUCCCUCUUCAAGUGAAAAACUCCGAUUUCACAAUUGUCAUUGCCAAAAAACGCCCUCUUUUUCCGUUGAGGAAAGGUGCGAUCUUCAAAACGAGGUUUUUUAGUUGAAGAGGGAUGCAUUUUGCUACAUUUUUUGAUACUUCUUGGAUGCAAAAUUAUGCGUUUUAUGCCACUGGACCACUGGAUCACUGUAGUUCGCCACCCGUAUUCUUCUUAACUUCUACCUUUUUCAGUACUUGUUAGUUGCCGUUUGCAUCACGUUGGCUGUGCCGGCGGGAAUUUUCGUACCUUCGUUUGUCCUCGGCGCCACUGGCGGAAGAGUUAUUGGCGAGCUCAUGACCAUUAUGUUCCCUGAGGGAAUCCGUGGUCCCGAUGGGCCCCAAAUCUAUCCCGGCCUUUACGCCGUUGUUGGUAGGUUAAUGUGUCUAGACGGAGCAACUGAAUCUUAGGAGCGGCCGCCUAUACUGGCGCCAUAACGCAUUCCUUGAGCAUCGCCGUGAUUGUCUGCGAGACGACCGGGCAAUUGUGCGCGCUAUUGCCUGUUUUGGUGAGUAUAUACAUUUUUUCUGAAAUAUAUUGAUCAUGUAGAUAGCGUUGAUGAUUGCCAACGCGGUGAGCAGUUUCUUGCACCCUUCAAUUUACGAGAGCAUUAUCAUCAUCAAGAGGUAUCCGCAUUUGACGGAACUGCCGCCGUCUCGAAUUAGGUAAGCUGACUUUUCGACUGAUAUUAUUGGUAAUAUCAAACUUAAUCACAAAACCAAAUAUGACACAAAAUUAUUUUAGUGUGCACACCCUGAAAGUUGAGCAAAUUAUGGUUCGAGAUGUUGUCUACAUCACAAAGAAAACCACCUACAAGGAGCUCCGGGAGCUGCUCAUAAACACCCCUCAGCUGCGAUCAUAUCCCUUGGUCACUGAUGAUGGUAUGUCCUUUCAAAUCAACCAACAGCCCUUCAUUUUCAGAUGAAAAGAUUCUUCUCGGAUCAGUCGCCAGAAAGUACCUAAACUACUUGCUCAACGUGCAUCUCGGGGCGGAUCCGUUGCUCUCGAAUCGGCCCAGCUCUCGAGCGUCAAAGAAGAGUCCACGAGAGCAGAAUGGUCACACAAUGACCACCAAGACCUUCUCCGGAAACACCUUGUUGUCCAUAAGCCCUCUUCAUGAGGAUAGCAGUAAGUUGUAUUGGCGUGGCUUGUAAAUUUGCCACUGUCUUUAGAAUGUCAAACAACGUUGAACAGCAUCUUCCGAAGGCCCAAUCAGCCGUUGGAUCCGUUCAGCGAGAUCAGAGGGGUGAGUUGAAUGUUUGCCGAAACCGCCAAAGAUUGCUAAUACUUUUGCCUUCAAGCUGCUUGAUAACGUUUUGAUACAUACAGUAAUCAAGCUAACCGUUUAAAGUCCAAUGUUCUUUAGAGCUCUUUCAUGCGAGGGAUCUUUUCGUCGGCCUCGUUCCGAAGAGAUCAGCCCGACUUAACUAUGACACCUGUAGGUUAGGUAUUGUCUAGUGGCUAUAUAGACUCGUUAAAAGAGCUAGUGACUUGUGAAUAUAAUAAUUAGUCGUUGUGAGCUUUGAAUUGCCAUUUCUUGCUUUAACACCGAGUUCACCCACAGUUUGCCCCCACUUAACCCCGUUUGAUGUGCAAAGCUUACCGUUUUAACCUAUAUGCCAUUAAAAACAAAGUUAAAAUAAUUCUUCGUCCGCUUCGUUAACUCUACUAACCCGGCUUUCGUGUGUGUUUAAGCUGAUGAUAGUCUCUGACUUUCUGGACAUUCAGCCCAACAGCGCGCUUCGAGAUCACGCCAAGAAGUUGGAGAAACCCAUCAAUCUGGAUGAACUGGCGAUUGACUCAGCGCCGUUCCAACUGGUCCUGGGGACAUCGCUCUACAAGGUGCACACAUUGUUCUCGUUGCUCAGCUUGAAUCAUGCGUAUGUCACGCACAGAGGGAAGUUGGUUGGAGUGGUGGCGUUGAGAGAGGUAAGAAUUUAAUGUAGAUAUGCAUAAUCUCAAAACAAGAUAAAAGAGUCUUCACCGGAAGAAGCUGAAAAUAAGCGGCUAAUCCUUCUGUUGAGCAAAAUAGAUUUUCUAUGACUAGACCUUCGACUUUGUGGACUUUGUGCCAGUUGAAUAAGAAAUGUAACGCUAUAAAGAACACAGUGGGGGACCUGAUCCAGUGGCAAAAAACGUACCAUUUUACAUUCUGGAAGUAUCAAAAAAUGUGGCAAAAUACCUCCCUAACCAGGUGAAAAAACUCAGAUUUCAAAAGCGCACCCGCUCUUUUUGUGAAGGAAAGGGCGCGCCCUCCAAAACAAACGAGGUAUUUUCUCUUGGAGAAGGAAGCAUUUUGCCACAUUUUCGAUACUUCCCGGAUGCAAAAUGGUACGUUUUUUGCCACUGGAUCAGGUCCCGCACUGUAACCGAUUUGAGGCGGAAACGCUGCUUAUAUCAAUUAUUGUGGUAUUAGAAAACCCUAGAGGACAUAGCCCGCCCGAUCUUGCAAUUUAUAGGGCCGGCCCGAGAGCCAUGUCUUAUCAGGCCGGCCCGAAAGCCACCUUUCAAAGACAAAGACCGACCAUAAAAUAUUCAGUAUUCACUUUUUUUGGCACAUCCUAGGAGCUCAAACCUUUCUUUUCCAGCUCCGACUAGCUCUCGCUGACAUUUACACUCGUGGUGCUGUACCCAACCGAGCCACCAGCAUGUUGUCGAUGGCUCCAUCGCGGAACGUCUCGCAAACCCGCCUAGAAGAGAAAGGUGCCGAUCCCAGCCCAAAGUCGGAAGUGACGCAAGGCGAUGAUGGUGGAAUCUCAAUGGACGGUCUAAUCCGGCCCAGCGACACGGAUGAAAGUGGCCCCAAUAGUCCCAUUUGUGAUGCAUAA
This is a messenger RNA of Bursaphelenchus xylophilus (pine wood nematode), 7709 nucleotides long. The record is from the annotation of a GenBank genome assembly. NCBI's taxonomy places the organism in Eukaryota, Metazoa, Nematoda, Chromadorea, Rhabditida, Aphelenchoididae.